UUUUGGUCUGGGUGUGAACAUUGACAGCGAUGGUUCAGGGCAAGGUCAAGACGACGGCGUCGGGCGGCAUCACCAAGGCCAAGAACCGCCCAGUCAAGGCAGUCAUGAAGAAGGGUGCACGGAACAUUCCCCCAAAGAAGACAACGUUGGUCCAAUUGCAGACAAUGAAGAAGAAACUGGAGAGCGGCAUCAAGCACAAUAUUGAGCAGACAAUGAUCCACCGCGCUGCAACACAGUCCGGUCACCUCAGUCUCGUCAAGCGCGAGGCCGGAUUCAAGCUGCCCGCAAAGAAGGACAAGGCUGCCGCUGCCGCACAAAACAAGACAGCCGCGGCCGCAGCAUUGCACCCCGCCUCAAAAUAGUCGCCGCUAGUUUUUGUUUUUGUUUUUGUUUUUUUGGUCGGUGAAAUGAAACAUUUCUGAGCGUCAAACGAGCACGGAUCGUUUAGAUCGCCACACUCA
This is a messenger RNA of Capsaspora owczarzaki ATCC 30864, 461 nucleotides long. RefSeq lists its product as hypothetical. Lineage: Eukaryota; Filasterea; Ministeriida; Capsasporidae. The record is from RefSeq and is a predicted model, not a curated record. The coding region runs from base 30 to 362 and encodes 110 amino acids. The transcript has 3 exons.